AUGGAAAACAAAACAAGUGCAAGAGAGUUUGUUCUCUUGGGACUUACAAGUGACCCACACCUUCAAAGCUUCCUCUGCUUUGUGUUUUCUGUUAUUUAUUUCAUCACUUUGUUUGGAAAUAUGGUGAUCAUGAUUGUGAUACGUACUGAUGCCCACCUUCACUCUCCUAUGUACUUCUUCCUUUUUCACUUAGCCCUCGCAGACAUCUGUUAUGCCACCACUGUUGUUCCUUAUAUGCUGGUGAAUUUCCUAUUGAAGCAGAAAACCAUUGAAUUCAGUGCCUGUAUUAUCCAGAUGUCCCUAAUACUUCUCUCAGCUGGUAGUGAAAUUUUCAUGCUCUCAGCAAUGGCAUAUGACCGAUACGUUGCCAUCUGUAAACCACUGCACUACCAAGAGGUUAUGAACAAACUUGUCUGUAGCCAGCUGGUGGGGGGUGCAUGGGCCAUGGGGGUCUUACACUCCAUUGUAAACACACUGCCAAUGCUAAAUGUGCAGUUCUGCGAGUACACAGAAAUCAAGCAUUUCAGCUAUCAACUGUCUUCCAUCCAAUACAGCAUUUUAACCCCCAUGCUAAAUCCCAUCAUCUACAGCCUGAAAAAUAAUGAUGUGAAAACUGCUUUGGGCAGAAUAAUUGACAUGAUUGGGGUGGCUGCCUGCAAACAGGCAUACUCCAAAAUGCCAAACAGCAUCAGCAGGGAGCAGUACGUGAAGCCAAGACUGCUGAAGAUGCACAAGCUAUGGGUCAUGUCGCUGACUGUAGCUGCAGUCUCAUUUGUCUCCGUGUGCUUUCUGGUGUUGAAUGACAGGGUGAAUGAGGUCUGGAGCCUGAGACAUGUGAAGUUAAUGCAGAACUGCUGCUGGAAGUUCAACGCUACUGCCUUGGCCCAGUACAGGGCAGAGUUAGGGCUCUGCUGCAAUGCCUCAGCCUGGCUGGCUGUGACGCAAGACAACACACCAUUGGGAUCUGAGAUUGUCUAUGAUGGGUAUCGCUCAAAGAGCUUGAAAGUCAGCAGUGGCUUGCUGGAGAUCCUGCCAGAGAAAUCCCCCUUUCAGGACCCUGUCUACAAAACCUGUGCCGUAGUGGGAAAUGGAGGAAUCCUCAGGAACAGUAGCUGUGGCUCUAAAAUUGAUGGGCACCAGUUUGUAAUCAGGUUUCAUGGUCUGAAUGGUCAGCGCCUGCCAUUUGUGAAGGCAGCAGCUUCCUAUGGAAAGACUUGGUUCCUCAUCCCAGCUUUCUCCUACCCUGGCAAUAGUUUUAUGCUAGUGAAUGCUGCUCUGGAGUUGUGCCAACACAUUACACUCUAUGGCUUCUGGCCCUUCUCUUUGCACCCUGAUGGCCAUUCCCUGCCCCAUCAUUACUAUGACAAUGUGCUUCCCAAACGUGGGAUACACACCAUGCCCAAAGAGUUCACUUACUAUGUGGAUCUGCACUUCCACGGUGUGCUACGGCUGCAUCUGGGGCAGUGCUAA
This is a messenger RNA of Charadrius vociferus (killdeer), 1470 nucleotides long. Its product is annotated as olfactory receptor 146-like. NCBI's taxonomy places the organism in Eukaryota, Metazoa, Chordata, Aves, Charadriiformes, Charadriidae. Gene Ontology annotation, biological process: G protein-coupled receptor signaling pathway. The transcript is spliced from 9 exons. Gene Ontology annotation, molecular function: sialyltransferase activity; G protein-coupled receptor activity. The record is from RefSeq and is a predicted model, not a curated record. Bases 1 to 1470 code for a protein of 489 amino acids. Gene Ontology annotation, cellular component: membrane.